CGAGGGUACCGCCAUCUCAGUACUGAACGGACGACUGCACGUUCGCGACCACGGUGGUACCGGCGAAAGAUUGCCGGCGGACGACUGGAAAAAAUCACGAGAUUUUCAGCGGAAUUUUAUGUUGUACUCGUGCUGGCUUUGUUCGAGAGUUAUUGAGUUGUUCGGUUCGAGGAAGUUGAGGUUCACGCUCGGCUACAAGCUGUGUUUUGCAGUUAUACUUGGAUUACACAUUGUUUCUGAUUGGAUUUUUCGUUCACGAUGGGGGAAACCAAUCCAAAGUUAAGUGCGAGGCAACAACAUGGCUGCAGUAGACCAGGCUUCCACUACACCAUCCUACACCACCUCUACUGAAUACAAAACUCAGGAGAAAACCAUCUUUUCUUUGCUUUCCAACUUAAAGCAAGCCCAGUCCAAACUUCAACAGGAUAGUGAUCAACUUGACAGUGAGGAUUUAGUGAUUUUACGACGUAACCCAAAUACCAACCAGAACUCAAUAAAUAAGAGCGCUUAUUUGAAACUUCACAAAAAUACAAAUACAUCUUCGAACCGUGACAGUUCAGUGGAGAGAAUUAAAGAAAAUUUCGAACCAAACAAACCAAAACCUGUUCCAAAAGUUCGAAGAUCUAAGGUCACGAAAAGUCAAGUGAUAUUGCCUAAUAAGCAAGAGCAGAAACCGGCGAGGUAUAGUUUAAACAUAGACAAGAGUCGUAAAGAUGUCAACUCGAACCAUCUGACAGAUAGAAAAGAGGAUCUUUCUAGUGAAGAGGAAUAUGUGACUAUAGUUAGACGUUCCGAUUCUGAAGAGAGUAUUGCGAAAAUCAGGGAAGAACUGUCGGCCUUUACUCUGGACCCGAAUAUGGAGAAGAAAAAGAAGAACAAUUUCCGCAGAAUUUUCUCGGUCUUUAGCAAUAAAGACAGGAAGAAAAAAAGCGAGGAGAAGAACAAGUCUCAAAACAAAGACAAUGCCGGAAUGUACAGUGAAAACUUUCAAAACGAGAGUCAUACAUUUACCCGGCAGUCACCGUAUAGACACACAACCGGUGGUGAUAGCUAUUCAACCAAACAAAACCCUUCGACAGUGAAACUUCAAAGAAGCGACAGUGAUGCUAAAGUUCCUAAUCCAUACGUCGAGCAACAACUCGAACGAGAAUACGCCCAAAAACACAUAGACCAAUUCAACAAGUUUAAAGAAAGUUUUGAGAAUGUUUCUAGUCAUGUUUCAAACUCCGCAAAUAAGGAAAGGUAUACUACCAUGGACAAACCCAUAAUCAAAAACCAUCAACCUAACAAUAGUUAUAUGCAUAUGCCAGAUAUUCGAAAAUAUAUCGAUACCAGUUCUUCAGCUAGCACUUCUGAGUCGGAUAGAUCAAAUCCUUAUCAGAGCGAAUCUUUUAAACCUAACCAGCAAAGACAACAAACAAAUACAAACAACAUCGAAGAACGAAACCACGCCAACUCGCUGACCAGAAUUAACGAUAGCAGAAGAGACACACCUCCUAGAUUACUAGAAACCAAACAAGACGUACGGUUGGUAAACCCGAAAGCUUUAAUUCCUAUAAAUUCGGAAAGAGCUCUUCCAAAUCCGUACCAAAAUGUCCAUCCCAGGUCUCCUGGAGAAUCUCCACAGCAAAGUUUGACUAGAAUGUCUCAAACAGACAGCAGUCCGUAUCAAACAAUGAACUCCCCAAGGAAUUUAGCACCGAACAGACCGAAUUUUAAUGAAACUUAUGGUACUGUUUUUGAUAGUCUCGAAAAUUCUUCACAACGAUCAUCAAGCCGGGCUAGUUUUUCACCUAAAGACCAACAAAAAGUACCUCGAUCACCUUCUUUGGAACCCUCGAAGUUAAAACUACCACCUAACAGAGAAAUAGUACCUUUAUCACCGAGGGUAAGGUCUCCUAUUCCAUCUGAAUACGUCAGUACUGAGAAACUAAUUGCUACAGAACUGCUAAAAACAAGAAGGUCGCCGGUACCAGUUCAAAAGAUAUCAAAGAAUGUUAGUCCAACUCAUCGACGGCUUGAUCUUGACCUUGAUUAUCCUGAUAAUAUUGAUAAUAUUAGCAAGGAUAGUCUGAUUGUUAGUACUGACAAUUUAAGUGCCAAACCUCCACCGGGAUCCAGACAGCAACAUCUUAAAUUGCCUAUGGAAAAUGGAAGAAUGGGCAGUGAGAACUACAGGUUGAGUCAAGCAUCACCCAGUACAAUAGAAAACUUGUAUCGGGUAAGCCAAGCAUCGCCUGUGGGCAGCGCAGACAAAAUUAUCACAAACGCACAAGUCCAUAUAAAUUCUCCAGUAAAUCGGACACCUACGCCUAAUAAUUCAAUGCAUAAUCUUUCGCUGUCACCGGUAAGGUCCACUAACGGUUCCAUUCGACCUUCUACACCCUUGGGAAUGAAAAGAAACGAGUCUCCUAAAACACCUCAAAAGGAGGAUAUGAGGAAAAGCGUAGAGGCGUACUACUGGAAAGAAAUUAAGAAAAUGAAAGAUCAGGAAAAUUACGAUCUUUAUAUGCUCCAGAUGCAGUACGGAAACAUGUACCCUUAUGGUUAUGCUGAGGAACCAGCAAGUGUUAGAAGAUCAAGAAGCUUAUCUCCUUCUGCAAACAGAAACGGAAGAAGAAGUUUAAGCUUACCUCGUGACGUGAAGGGCCCAAUGAAUCCCGGCCCUGGAGGAAGACUCUAUGCCAAUGCAAUUCCGGAAAAUCGGGCAGUGACUCACCAAAUGCACCCAAGAAGCAUACAGCAGUUACAGUUUCAACAACAGCAAGAACAACAAAAGUAUUUUACCAGAAAUACUCCCGAACGUAGAACGGUAGAUGGUACUAAUUUCAGAAAAACAGAAAGCAACACUGAUAGUCUGUACAAGCCAAUUUUCAAGAGGGGGAGUUUAAACGUACCGGUCCAACAAACAAUGGAUGACACGUUAAAAAGGAAGGUUAGUUUUUCUGGUUCGACCGAUCAAAACGUGCAGUCCUGGCCCACCAAAAAUGGGUUCACAAAAAGUCCUCCUCAAAGGAGAAUUGACCGUAACCAAAGUCAAGGAAGUGAUGACGUGUUUAUGCCGAACAUUCCGAACGAUAAUCGAUACCAGUAUCAAACAAAUCAACGAAACGAACCUAUAAAAGAAGCACUUUACUAUAACUCUAAGAGGGACCUCCCAGGUCCUAACGGAGAACCUUUUUACAUAAGCAAAAGCAACCAAAAUCCUUUAUACAUGCCUCAGAGACAGAUAGCUGAGGGACCUUAUAGCCAAGAACAACUUUACGUUAGCAAGAACAAUCAAAAUCCUUUAUACAGUCAAAGAAUACCACAGCAGGAAGAAGUCCUCUAUGGACAACCUAGAGAUGCCAUACCAUCCCAAGCUCCAGCACCUAGAUUAGUUAGGCAUGGUUCCAUACAGAUGGGUGAGGAAAUGUACAGGAACAGAAUGGGACCUAGAAGAACAUCGUAUCAGAAUAACAACAUGAUACGACCUGGCGUGUCAUCUACUCCGAAUCCAAGCCAGGAAGUCCAGUAUCUUAACAGAGCUCAGCAACCGACGCAAUUACGCAGAGAAAUUAUUCUGAACGACGAAAUUUUCGGACAGUUUGGAGGUUAUGUCUCCAGUCCCGAUUCACGAACUUCCCAGCCUCAAAGUGUUUAUUCUUCGCGACAGAGUAUCGCAGAAUAUACGCCUGGGAGGCCUGUACAAAGACAGGUAUCGGUAAAUAAUAAAGUUUGUGAUAUCUACGGUCAAAUCCACGACGUGGAUAACCCUCGACUUCAAACUGGAGUGAUAAUGGGUCAACUUCAGCCAAAUCCAGGUAGUCCAAUGGCAGCGAGAAGUUCCUACUCGCAACUACCAACCAGACAACCGUUUGUGCGUAACAGUAGACUGACCGCCAGUGCUAACGACAUGCAUCAUCGAAGUCCGAAUAUUGUUCAUUCAUAUCCUCCGGAUGGGAUAUACGGUAGAAUUGAGUCUUCCCAGUUGAACAAUAACGAUGGGUACAAUAGACCUCUACCACCGAUACCAAGAGGGCGAAAAGGUGUAGUGCGUAACCUAAUUGUUUCAGAUCAAGAAAGUGGUUCGGACAUCAGUGAAAUCCAGAGAAUAAUGAACAAUAAUCAAAAGACUAAUAAUCGAGGUUUAUAUGGUAAGUGAUUCAAGUAUUUGGGCUAGUAGAUUUUUGGGUUCUUUUUAAGAAAAAUGUGUUUCUUUCUUGCCAGGUGGUGUCAUUUCUUGAAGUGCUAAUUUUCUAUCCAAAACUAUGCUGUAUGUUUUUCAAAAAAUCGACAGAAGAAUGGGAAUACAACGUGUUAAUUUUUCUAAAAGAAGAAAAAACAUACGAUAAUUUAAGGCCAUAUUUUUUUUUAUUUUGUAGCAAAUAAUUUUGCUAAACGUGUUUAGUUUUUGUUAUAUUAAAAUACAAAAUUAAAAAUAAAACAAAAUGUGAAUCAAAACAAUCAAAUAAGUAGUGAAUCAAAAAGCAAAACGUAAGUCAAUUAAAAUAAUUACAAAAUAUAUGCAUGUAAAAAUAUAAUAUUUUCUCUGGUUUAAAAACUAUAUUUUUAUUUUAUAUAUUGACGAUUUUUUAUUGAUUCUUUUUCGUUAUUGUAAAUUUUACCUAAGCGUUGGUAUUAAGUAAUUUAGCUGCUCUAACUGUUCUUAACUAAAAAUCCUUAAAAUUAUUUGUAUGUUUUUUAAAGAAACUUUGUUUUACUUGCUUUGGGUACCUUCAUACAUGUUUAGAUAAGAUAUUAUUAAUUGUUUAUCUCAAAAAUAUCGAUAACGUUAAUACCUAGAUGACUUAAAACACUGAAAUACAAUCCAGCCUUCAUGAAAUACACUUUUACCUCUCUACUAGCUCAAAAUCUUGAAUUGAUGCUGCUGUUCAAACUUUUAACAGUUAUUUUUUUGUGUUUGUCAAAUCCAGUAUUAUAAAGUAUGCUUUUAUAUGUUGUGCUUGUGUAUAAAUAGGGUUUAUAACUAAUCAUGAAAUAUUUAUGAAACGAAUUGUCAUAUAUUUUUAUAAAUAUCCAUAUUAAAAAGUAUAGUAAUAUUUUAUUACCAUUAAAUUUUUUGAGAAAGUGAUUUUUGUAAAUAUUGAAAAAAACUAUUUUGUACUGUAAUUUAUGAUAAUAAAUUAUAAUAAUAUAUUGUUUUACCAUAAUAA
Molecule: messenger RNA, 5156 nt
Organism: Sitophilus oryzae (rice weevil)
Lineage: Eukaryota; Metazoa; Arthropoda; Insecta; Coleoptera; Curculionidae
Exons: 2
Coding region: 299-4144 (1281 amino acids)
Source: RefSeq, a predicted model, not a curated record